This is a messenger RNA of Amborella trichopoda, 438 nucleotides long. Lineage: Eukaryota; Viridiplantae; Streptophyta; Magnoliopsida; Amborellales; Amborellaceae. The record is from RefSeq and is a predicted model, not a curated record.
AUGGGAGCCCAACACCAACUCUUCUUCAUACGUUUCUCUCUCUUGUUGGCAGCAUCAGCAUUUGCCAUGGCCUCAACAAGCUCUGUGGUCGAAGGCAUGUCCGAAGGCCGAGAACUGGCCGAAAAAACCAGUUUCAGCAUAAGUUGUGUCGCAAGUAUCCGUGUUUUCGUAUAUCCUUCGGGAUCAGGCCCCAGAAACAUUCCCAAGUACACAGUCCAAGUGAUCAACAACUCUUUACAAGGGGUGUUCAAUGUGCAUUUAGACUGUGGCUAUUUCACGUCGGGCUCGUUGAUUCUGCCAAUGAUUUUCCGGCGCUUACAGCCAGGGGAUUGCCUGGUUAACGAUGGGAAAGAGAUAGGACCAGGGAAGAUCAUUCAAUUUGAUUAUACAAAUACUUUUCUUGAUAAAUUUCCUGUAACCAGGGCUGACUGCUCUUAG